Molecule: messenger RNA, 428 nt
Organism: Olea europaea var. sylvestris
Lineage: Eukaryota; Viridiplantae; Streptophyta; Magnoliopsida; Lamiales; Oleaceae
Exons: 1
Source: RefSeq, a predicted model, not a curated record
GGGCACAAUCAAAGCUCCUAACCAAAGAUAAAUUGCUCUACUUGGACAUCGAUCGUAAGUGUAUCUUUUGUGGAGGUUUUGAAGAGACUUGUGAGCAUCUUUUCUUCAAGUGCUCUUUCACAUCUUCAUUAUGGGGGAGUAUUAGGAGAUGGCUUGGCAUCACAAGAUCAAUGACGACACUUGCUAUGGCUCUUAAAUGGUUGAAAAAGGAGGCUCGGGGGACUUCGUGGCUUAGCAAGGCAAAGAGAGUUGCUCUUGCUACCAAAGUGUACUAUAUUUGGCUGACGAGAAAUAGGAAAUUAUUUGAAGACCUCUCAUAUGACUUGGAUUCCAUUGUGAGAAGGAUCAAGACACACGUAUAUAAAGUCAUGUUUACUUUGUAUCCGGAUGUCUUGAUUCUUUAUGAAUCCUUGGCCAUGGAGCUCUGA